Capsaspora owczarzaki ATCC 30864 is the source of this 2272-nucleotide messenger RNA. RefSeq lists its product as hypothetical. The transcript has a single exon. NCBI's taxonomy places the organism in Eukaryota, Filasterea, Ministeriida, Capsasporidae. The record is from RefSeq and is a predicted model, not a curated record. The coding region runs from base 95 to 2158 and encodes 687 amino acids.
AGUGAAUGAACGCGACUCUGAUCACACCUUGGAACAAGAACAGGAAGCGCGCUGGAUCUCACUGGGCCGGCGCAUUAUCGAACUUGAGCAGGACAUGCGGAAUCGGACUCCGCUCUCGAAACACGCGUUUCGAGUGUUAUUACUCGUGUUCGUUGCUCUCAUCGUCACACUCAGCGUCUUGCUCAAGGUGCUCGUGCUGGACCGUGGUGAUAGCGAUCCCUGUCUCACAACCGACGUGCUGAUUAGUAGCCAGGCCUCGAUGGACACCUUCCUACAAAGCGGGUGCACGGUAGUCCGAAACCUCGCGCUUGUCAAUCUCUCGCCUGAAGGAACAACGCCACUCGAGACGAGUGAUGAAUUGCAUCUCCUGAUGUCGCCUGAUCAAGACCGAGCAGUUGACGCGGUCCCUUUGUCCCGUCUGGACUACUGGCAGUCCAAAAUUGCCAACACUUCGUUUUCGGCCAACCGGCCGCCAAUAGAUGUCGCGGCGUUGAAUUACAACGCGCCCGAGACGGACGCUAGGGCGUUUAUGCUCGACGCCCCUGCAUGGAUGCUACUGUCCACUGCACUUGCAAACCUCCACACCAUCAGCGGCGACUUUUCAGUCGUCAACUGCACCAUUCGGUCGCUUCGCAUGACCGCGCUGACCAGCGUCGGCGGAUCCAUCACGAUUCGACGCAACCCCUCUCUCGUGUCCCUGUACAUGCCAGUCCUCCAGCAGGGCGCCGGCAACCUCGAGGUCGCCUACAAUCCGUUUUUGCUUUACAUGUACUUUCCUCAGCUGGUGCAGCUCGAAAACAUGGCCAUUUUGGCACAAAUGUCACUACCCAAGCUUGACUUUCCCAUGCUCCACAGCAUCAGCGAGCUCUCAAUCACAUGGCAACCCUACUUGCACAACAUCUCGUUCGGCCAACUCAACACGGCCGACAAUGUGAAGCUAAUCAUGUUGUACACGAGCGCCUUUGGGACCGAGUCUUGUGAGCUCCAUUUUCCUUCCAUGACGUAUACCCAGUCGCUCCUCGUCAAGAACGUGUACCAGCUCGGCAAAUUGGACGUGACAUCUCUCGCGCAGGCCUCCUAUUUGGACUUUUCCACCAUCUUCAUGGGCAAAACGCGCGUUCUUGUCUCAUCCGACUCGGAUGAAAACGUGACGCAAGUGCUUGUCGGAGAUGAGCACUUUACAUUCCCCAGCCUUGUGACCUCAGACUUGACCAUCUCCUUCUCGAAUGUGUUUGGGUGCAUCGAACUGAACUUUCCGUCCUUGCUCACAUGUGCACACUUUGCACUGGCGUCCAACACCUUUCUCAGCACUGUCAAUAUGCCCGCGCUAGUCACGGCAGACGAGUUGGACAUUCGCUUCAACCCGAAUCUGGUCAACGUGAGUGCCCCAAUCCUCCGUCAGGUGACUUCGGCCUUCUUCCUGGUUGCAAACUGGGCCUUGAAGCGCGUUCUUUUUCCCGACCUUCAAGAGGCCACCGUGCUCGUCACUCUGUCCUAUGAUCUGGAGAAUAUUACGCUUGGCUUAACACGAGGAAGCGUUGCCAUCGUCUCCAACCCGGUCCUGAAAGCCAUCUCGCUCCCACGCCUGGACGCCGUUGCUAUGCUGGCUAUUCUGGACAAUCUGGUUCUCGAAUCCAUCUCGCUUCCAGUGCUCACCACAGUCGGAAGUGCGGGAUAUGUGGCAAACUCGCCACCACUGGGCCUGGCAUGGAUUAUCGGUCACGAGAACAUUCUGGACAACUUCCCACCCAACAGGACCGCCUCCGACACGUAUGAAAUCGGGGCCCAGCUCGUCUCUGGCCUCCUCGCCAUGUGGGCCAACCCGCAACUCACAAACUUUUCCGCACCCCUCGCAAACUACGCCGUCAAUGUUUUCGUCCAAAACAACCCGUCGCUUUGCUUCGACAUGGAUACUCUGCCCAGCCUACAAACGCUACAGGUGUCGUGUCUCCAUGGCAAUCGCCAGGGCUGUCUUGGGGCUGCAAUCAACAACACCCUCAGCUCAUGCAACACUCCUCCUGCUCCAAGCAGCUCCAUCUCGUCCCGCAUGGUUGGCAGCCAGCCCAUUGCUUCGGCACCCUAUAGCGCUGGUUCUGCCAGCAUGCUCGGCGGCAACUCGCCUGUACGAUGGAGGCGGCAAGGACUUCGUGGUGUUUGAGUCGUUCCCAUUCAUUCAGAAAAUCGAUUUGUUUCAUGUUUCAUGUUUUGUUUUCAUGUUUGUUUGUUUCAUGUUUUUUUUUUCUCCAGUUACUCGCAAUACGAUCAGUCCUGG